AUGCCGCGUAAGGCAAUUGAUUCGCGCAUUCCUGCGCUUAUCCGCAAUAACUUGCAGGAGAAGAAACGAAGCUUUUUCGUCGUUGUUGGUGACCGCGCAAAAGAUGCGAUCGUCAACCUGCACUAUAUUAUGUCGUCGCACGAUGUCAAACAGAACAAGUCCGUUCUCUGGGCCUAUAAGAAGGACCUUUUGGGAUUCACCAGUCACCGCAAGAAGCGCGAGGCGAAGAUCAAGAAGGAAGUGAAGAGGGGCAUCCGGGAACCGAACCAAGAAGACCCUUUCGAAUUGUUCAUCACUCUUAAUCAGAUUCGUUAUGUCUACUAUAAAGAGACGGAAAAGAUCCUAGGUAACACCUAUGGAAUGUGUAUUCUCCAAGAUUUCGAAGCCAUUACACCGAAUCUGCUCGCCCGAACGAUCGAAACCGUGGAAGGAGGUGGAAUUGUGUUAUUGCUUUUGAAGGGCAUGAGCAGUUUGAAGCAACUCUAUACAUUAUCGAUGGAUAUCCACUCAAGAUACAGAACAGAAGCACAUGAUGAUGUGGUCGCCCGUUUCAACGAGCGGUUCAUUCUGUCCCUUGGUAGUUGCGAUUCAUGCUUGGUUGUCGACGAUGAACUGAAUGUCUUACCGAUAUCCGGAGGAAAGAACGUCAGACCACUGCCACCACCAGACUCUAUCGAUACUUCUAAUACUGGCACAAAGAAGGAGCUGAAGGAGAUCAAGGAGAGCUUGGCAGACUCGCAACCAGUCGGGUCGUUGGUUAGCUUGGCUCGCACGGUUGAUCAGGCGAAAGCACUCCUGACAUUUGUCGAUGCAAUUGCGGAGAAGACGCUCCGGAGUACGGUUGCCCUGACUGCCGGAAGAGGACGAGGAAAGUCUGCAGCUCUGGGUGUUGCUAUUGCAGCGGCUGUUGCGCAUGGUUACAGCAAUAUCUUCAUCACGUCUCCUAGCCCGGAGAACUUGAAAACGCUGUUCGAGUUUGUGUUCAAGGGAUUCGAUGCUCUUGGUUAUCUUGACCAUGUUGACUAUACCAUUCUUCAAUCCACUAACCCCGACUUCAACAAGGCUAUUGUCAGGGUUAACAUUCAUCGGCAGCACCGUCAGACCAUCCAGUACAUUCAGCCCCAAGAUGCCCAUGUCCUAGGUCAGGCGGAGCUGCUGGUCAUCGAUGAGGCGGCAGCGAUCCCUCUACCCCUUGUCCGCAAACUGAUGGGUCCUUACCUUGUUUUCAUGGCUUCCACUAUCAAUGGUUAUGAAGGUACUGGUAGGUCCCUCUCUUUGAAGCUGAUUCAACAACUUCGUGAGCAGUCACGCGGAGGACUCAAGGCCAAUGGCGGGGAGGAUAUUGAUGUCGCUGAUCGUGCAACCGGGAAGGCGGCCAAAAACACAGACAAGAGCCUAGGUGGACGGUCUCUGAGAGAGAUUACCCUGUCCGAACCUAUCAGAUAUGCGCCUGGGGAUUCCGUAGAGAAAUGGCUGAACAAAGUCUUAUGUCUCGACGCGACACUGCCAAAGUCCAAGAUAAACACGCAGGGCUGCCCGCAUCCCUCUCAGUGUCAGCUGCUUCAAGUCAACCGCGAUACCCUGUUCUCGUUCCACCCUGUUUCUGAGAAGUUCCUUCAGCAGAUGAUGGCUCUCUAUGUUGCUAGUCACUACAAGAACACACCGAACGACCUUCAGCUCAUGAGUGAUGCCCCGGCGCAUCAGCUUUAUGUUCUUGUUCCACCAAUCGACGAGGAAGCUACCAAGCUUCCGGAGCCUUUGUGUGUUAUCCAGGUUGCGCUGGAAGGUCGCAUCAGCAGACAGAGUGUCCUCAAUAGCUUGAGCCGUGGUCAACGUGGUGGAGGCGAUCUGAUCCCAUGGCUUGUUAGCCAGCAGUAUCAGGAUGAGGACUUUGCUGGUCUCUCGGGUGCCAGAGUUGUCCGUAUCGCGACCAAUCCAGAGUAUUUGAACAUGGGAUAUGGUUCUCGUGCUUUGGAGCUCUUGGUUGACUUCUAUGAAGGCAAAUUCACUAGCCUUUCUGAAGACGUCAACGAAACCCAGGAAGAAAUGGUCAGAGUAACGGACGACGAGCUCACGAACUCCAACCUUCUGGAUGACAACAUCCAUGUUCGUGACAUCCGCUCGAUGCCACCCCUUUUCGGAAAACUGUCCGAACGUCGUCCAGACGCUCUUGACUACCUUGGUGUCAGCUAUGGCUUGACACCAUCCCUCCACAAGUUCUGGAAGCGUUCUGCCUUUGCCCCCGUGUACCUCCGCCAAACACCCAAUGAUCUAACGGGUGAGCAUUCAUGCGUGAUGCUGCGCACUCUUUCCUCCGGUCCAAAUGAUUCCAGCUGGCUGGGUGCUUUCGCACGGGACUUCCACAAGCGUUUCCUUGCCCUGCUAUCAUAUCAGUUCCGCGAGUUCCCCUCCGUGCUCUCCCUCAGCAUUUGUGAAUCUGCCAACGCAGGUGCCAAACUAGACCCUUCCAUCACCUCAGCUCUCCUCAGGAAGUCCGAUCUCGACACUCGCUUCUCCCCCUUCGAUCUCAAGCGUAUCGACAGCUACGCCAACAAUCUCCUCGAUUAUCACGUCAUCCUCGACAUGGUCCCCACCAUCGCAGAGUACUACUUCUCCGGCCGUCUCAACGGCAAAGUAAGCCUCUCCGGCGUGCAACAGUCCAUCCUCCUGGCCGUCGGCCUGCAGCACAAGAGCAUGGACGACCUCGAGAAGGAACUGAGCCUGCCCUCAUCCCAGCUCUUGGCCAUGUUCCUCAAGAUCGUCCGUAAGAUGUCGACCCACUUCCGCUCCGUCAUCGAAGGCGCCGUCGCGGAGACCAUGCCUUCCGAGCAAGUCCCCGUGAGCCAGGCUUCUACCGAUGCGCACGACGACGUGGUCGUCGACGAGCGCUUCAAGCCCCUGGAGACUGGUCUGGAUGAGGAGCUCCGCGAGGGAGGACAGCAGGUGGACGCGGAAUUGCGCGAGAAGCAACGAGCCUUGAUUGAUGCUCUUCCUCUCGACAAAUACGAGAUCAACAACGGUAGUGCUGCGUGGGAGGACGCCGAGAAGCAGAUCCGGGGCGGAGGCGCCUCGACGGUCAGCAUUAAGUCGUCGAAGCCCAGCAAGCGCAAGAAGGGAGAGUCAGCUCGUGAAAUUUACGACCAGGAGAUUGACUCGAAAAGACAGAAGAUCAUUAAGAAGGGAACGGAGGGCAAGAAGAAGAAGCACUAA
This is a messenger RNA of Aspergillus bombycis, 3210 nucleotides long. RefSeq names its product ribosome biosynthesis protein KRE33. Gene Ontology annotation, cellular component: 90S preribosome; nucleolus. NCBI's taxonomy places the organism in Eukaryota, Fungi, Ascomycota, Eurotiomycetes, Eurotiales, Aspergillaceae. The transcript is spliced from 2 exons. The coding region runs from base 1 to 3210 and encodes 1069 amino acids. Gene Ontology annotation, biological process: rRNA acetylation involved in maturation of SSU-rRNA. Gene Ontology annotation, molecular function: ATP binding; tRNA binding; 18S rRNA cytidine N-acetyltransferase activity. The record is from RefSeq and is a predicted model, not a curated record.